Rubroshorea leprosula is the source of this 2968-nucleotide messenger RNA. NCBI's taxonomy places the organism in Eukaryota, Viridiplantae, Streptophyta, Magnoliopsida, Malvales, Dipterocarpaceae. The record is from the annotation of a GenBank genome assembly.
CCACCAAAAAGAAACGUUAGGAAGGCUGCCCAGACUUUACAGAUUGGGCUUGGUGAAGGCAGUCCGCACACUCAGAAGGAGAGAAUGAGCCAAUCAUGCCACCACCAUUGUCACCAAUACUUGGGGAGCAUUCUUUUCUCAAUCCUACCUUCAACAAGGAUAGUGAAUUUGGAGAUGAUGUUGCUCAAUCUGGUGAUUCCCUUGUGAAAGCUGUGUCAGAUCAGAUUAGCAUCAUGAGGCACACACUGUUGGAAUAUGAGGAGAAAGCUCAACAAAGAAGCCAAGAGGUUGCUAGACAGUUGGAUGAGUCUUUUCAGAAUCUGGCUCAGAAUUUGGCCCAAAGUGUAGCUCAAAGUGUGGCCGACAUAAUUGAGCCUCAACCACCACCAACAGAUCUUCAAAGGCAGAAUCAAAAUAUUCUAGCUUCAACACUCGGGGGGCAAGGUAAUCUGCCACAGCCGCCUCCCCAAAUUCAGCAAGUAACAGUCGAACCAGUGCAGCCAGAUCCUGUUGAGGCAGCACCACGUGCAGUAGAUUUGGGAAAUCACCAGCAACCUAUAUAUAUGCCACCUCCGCGCCGACCAAAUGGAGGACACCCACAACAUAAUGCAACCCUUUUAAGGGAGCAUUUUCAGCCUUAUGUGCCACCUAUGCAACAGAAUCUUCAAGAUAAAAUCGACAAGGGAAUUCUGCACUUUCCAGAUAAUGCCAAAGAAACUAUGGGAGUUGAUGCAGAUCUAUUCCCUACCAUGUCUGUUGGGAUGAAUGCAGCAGAUCUCAGGAUCAUUGCCAGGGAUAGAACUCAGUCAUACUCUAGGUGCAGACAUGUAGCUGAUGAUCUGAGAGAGCAGUCGAAAUCUGUAGUCUGUCAUCAGACAAAUUUGACUGAGGAAGAAGAAGUCAUUCAGAUCCCAGCUAAGGAAGAUGGUGGUAUGGAUUCAGUAGAUAAAAUCAUUUUCGAAAAACCAAAAAAGAGGAUGGCCAGACAUGUCAGGCCAUUAUACAAUCACGCACAUCUGGAUAGCAUGCCAAUAAGCCGAGUUCUUGUUGAUAAUGGAGUAGCUGUCAAUGUUUUGCCAACUUAUAUUCCGCACAAAAUUGGCAAAUCUUUAGGUGAUUUAAUGGAGACAGAAGUAACAAUCAGUGACUUUAUUGGUGGAGUAAAUCGCUCAAGGGGAAUUCUGCCAGAAGAACUUACCGUUGGAAAUAGAACUCUCAUGUGUGCAUUCUUUGUGGUUGACACCAUUGCCACUUAUAAUGCAUUGCUUGGGAGAGAUUGGAUACAUUCCAACUGAUCUGAGGUAGUCUAUGAAGGAGAAAAGGAUGACUCAAAGGAUCAAAUAACACUAGAGGAAUUAGAUCUGGCACCAGCAAAACUUGAUGAUCUGAAGGCAAAAGUACAAGAUCCCUUGGAAGAGGUAAAUCUGGGUACUGAGGCAGAUCCAAAAAUUACUUUUGUUAGCGGUUCUCUUGAGCCGUGUUUGCAUGAUAAAAUUAUUAACAUUUUGCGUGAAUACAAGGAUUGUUUUGCUUGGGAUUAUUCUAAAAUGCCAGGUCUGAAUAGAAAUUUGGUGAAGUAUAGAUUACCCAUUAGAGAAGACUUUAAACCUUUCAAACAGCCGCCCAGACGAAUGUCUCCAGAAGUCACUUUGGAGGUUAAAGAAGAGAGAGAGCGGCUGUUGAAGGUUAGUUUCAUCAGAACUUCCAGACAUGUGGAAUGGUUAUCUAAUGUGGUUCUUGUGGUCAAAAAGAAUGGCAAGCUGAGAAUCUGUGUAGACUUCAGAAAUCUGAAUCUGGCAACAUUAAAAGAUGAAUAUCCUAUGCCUAUUGCAGAUUUAUUGAUUGGUGGAUGUGAGGUUGAGGAGCAUUUAGGGCAUUUAAAGCUGGCUUUUGAAAGAAUGAGGAAGCAUGAUCUGAAGAUGAAUCCUUUAAAAUGUGCAUUUGGUGUUUCUGCUGGAAAUUUUCUGGUAUAUCUGGUGCAUGAGCGACGUCUGAAAGUCGAUCAGAACAAGGCAAGAGCUGUUAUUGAAGCACAACCGCUAAGAAAUUUCCUAGCAGAUCAUCCGUGCUUGGAGGAAGCAGAUGAGGAAAAAGAUUCCAUGUCUGGAGCAAAAAUUGUUAUUAUUUCUCCAGCUGGUUUGAAAACCCAAGUGUCAUUUCAGCUAGAUUUCAAUUGCACCAACAACCAAGCUAAAUAUGAGGCAUUGAUUAUUGGGUUGGAAGUGUUGGUAGAACUUAAGCUCUUAGACGAAUUUGAUGAUGUAAUCUUGAGGCAUGUUACCCUAGAUCUUAACACAAUCAGGCUUAAAAAUCCAGAAGGCGUGAUGAGUAGAAUUGUUGUUGUGGAAAAGCGAAUUCUGCCAUCUAUUCACAUGCGUGCUUACAGAACUUCACAAAGGAGUUCUACCAAGGUAACUCCAUUCUCUUUAACUUAUGGACAUGAUGCUGUUCUGCCCAUGGAGUUGUCUGCUAGAUCAUUGCGUAUAGCAAUUCAACAUAGUCUCACUUCUGGAGAAUAUAAUGAAGCAAUGAUUCUAGAGUUAGAAGACCUUGAAGGUAUGCGAUUGACGGCCUUAGAUAGGCUCCAAACGCAAAAAUUAAAAGUGGCUCGAGCAUACAACAAAUGGGUGAAAUCCAGAAGUCUGGUAGAAGGAGAUUUGGUAUGGAAAGUAAUUCUGCCACCUGGAAAGAAAGACCCCAGAUUUAGGAAAUGGUCUCCAAAUUGGGAAGAACCAUUUCGUAUACAUGAAGUGCUUAGAGGAGGAGCAUAUUGACUUGAAUCAUUAAAUGAAGAGUUACAUCCUCGAAGAAUAAAUGAAAUCUACCUUAAGCCUUACUAUCCUAUGAUAUGGGAGGCUAGGGGUUCGAAUACCAUUAAUUCUAUUUGAGACAGAUUUAAGGUAGGAUUUGUACAAUAUUUUAUUUCAUUGUUUAGCAUUUUAUCAUUCAAUAAAAGUGCUGAGCCAAA